This is a messenger RNA of Helicoverpa armigera (cotton bollworm), 1004 nucleotides long. RefSeq lists its product as uncharacterized. Bases 111 to 791 code for a protein of 226 amino acids. The record is from RefSeq and is a predicted model, not a curated record. Gene Ontology annotation, molecular function: DNA binding. NCBI's taxonomy places the organism in Eukaryota, Metazoa, Arthropoda, Insecta, Lepidoptera, Noctuidae. The transcript is spliced from 2 exons.
GCGCGGCCCACCUUAGCAACCGGUUGCGACACCAACGGGCACGAGACGUGACGCGCGCGCGACGUUGCCGCUCCGUGCAGUCGCCACGAGCACGCCCCGCGAACGACACGAUGCCGCUCCCUUUUAACAAAAACCUAGAUAUAAAACUAGUAAAAUUAGUCAAAGAAAACUCCAUUUUAUAUAACACAAGACAUUCGAAAUAUCUAGACUUUGAUGCAAGGGAAGUCGUUUGGCAAAAGAUCGGGGAUUCACUCGGCAGGCCAGCUCUAGUCUGCAAAUCGCGAUGGAUCAACAUACGAGACAUGAUGCGACGCAAAAUCCGGGAUCGCCUGCGCAACCCUAACGCACACAGCUACAAAUACAAGUACGAGGAUGAGCUGGGCUUCAUGAUACCCUACUUCAAGGAGUCAGCAGGCGCCCCACCAGCCUCCGAAGAAUACACCGAGUUCUUAGAAGACGAAGCCUGCGAAGUCGAAAUGCCAGCCGAAGUCUUUGUCGACGAAACACUGGAUUUCGAAGAGCCUAGAGAAACUAAACCCAUAUUUAGGAAACGACAAGAAGAAGCAAAUACGUCUCGAGAGUUCUCUGAAUCUAUGUUCCAAGAGUUAAGUCCUACUGAUCCUUUGGACGUGUUUCUUUUAACUAUAGGGUCGACUUUAAGGAAGUUUAGUCCAUAUUACUUGAACCAGGCGAAGAGUAAGAUAUUUCAGGUGGUUCAAGACUAUGAGCUGCAGCAGAUUGUCAAUAAGGAUGACCAGGCUCCGGGCAGCAGUGAUACCACUAGAUUAUAAGAUUAAGUUAGAUUAGAAAUAGAUUAAGACUUUAAGACCAAGUUCACCGAUAACAUAAGCGUCCGUUUUUCUUGAAACAAUUGUUUACUUUGAAAUAUAAACUUUGAAAUUAAGUUAAGACGUUUGUUUUAAUAAAACUGAUGUUUAUGUUUUUAGUGAACUUGAGCAAGUGUUGUAUUAAGUUAGGAAAUAAAUAUUUUUUUUAGUAUUUGA